Molecule: messenger RNA, 2892 nt
Organism: Bacillus rossius redtenbacheri
Lineage: Eukaryota; Metazoa; Arthropoda; Insecta; Phasmatodea; Bacillidae
Exons: 4
Coding region: 1-2892 (963 amino acids)
Biological process (GO): protein phosphorylation
Molecular function (GO): ATP binding; protein serine/threonine kinase activity
Source: RefSeq, a predicted model, not a curated record
AUGUCUCGUGGUGUGAGAGUUCCCGUGGCGGCCGGCAGCGCGGAGAGAUUCGAGGUGCUGAAGGUGCUGGGUCGCGGCGCCUUCAGCACGGUGCACCUGGUGCGCAAGGUCGGCGGGGAAGACGACGGGCGCAGCUACGCCCUGAAGGAGCUGCCGAAGGGGCUGUACAGGACCCAAGAGGCGCUGUCCAGGUUCCUCCUGAAGGAGCGGCGAGUGCUGGAGGCUGUCGGCGAGGCGCCCUUCCUCCUGCACCUGCACUACGCCUUCCAGACGGAGGAGGCAGCCUUCUUGGUGGUCGACCACGCGGCGGGAGGCGAACUCACCGCCGUGCUGGAGGACCUGGGGUUCCUGGCGGAGGACCAGGCCCGCCUGGUGCUGGCCCAGCUCUUCACGGCCCUGGACACCCUCCACCGCGACGUGAAGGCCGACAACGUGCUGGUGGACGGCGAGGGCAACGUGGUGCUGGCCGAAUACGGGCUGUGCUCGGAGCCGGCGGAGGAAGGCUGCCUCGUCGGCCGCACCAUAUGCGGGACGGUGGAGUAUAUGGCGCCGGAGGUGUUCCUCAGGCGUCCGCCCGGGUACACCGCGGCCGUGGACUUCUGGGGCGCGGGCGUGCUGGGCUUCGAGCUGCUGACGGGGAUCCUGCCCUUCGACCCCAAGUUCAAGGGCGACAGGAAGAAGACAAUUCACAAGAUCAUAAAAAAGGAGCCGAAGUACCCGCCGCGCCUGUCGCCCGAGGCGGCGGACUUGCUCAGGAGGCUCCUGAGCAAGAAGCCCCACAAGCGCCUCGGAGGGCCGGCGGCUGACCUGGCGGAGGUGAAGCUGCACCCAUUCUUCCAGGACCUGGACUGGGAGGAUCUGCCACCCCCCUUCAUGAGGAGAGAGGUGCCGGAGUGGGCUGCAGAGAGCUCCGUGGACGAGGGUGCCUCAGAGGUCGGAGAGGUGCCAGUACUCAUGCGAGGACACCUGUCGGGCUUCGACUACACGUCGCCAGUCCACCAGCAGCCCUCGGCCAGACCUCAGCCCGCGUCCAGCCCCCAGCCCCCGUCUAGUCCUCGGACCCCGGCACGUCGUCCACAGCUCACGUCCAGUCCACUGCCCACGUCCAGUCCACGGCCCCCGGCAAGUCCACAGCCCACGUUCAGUCUACGGCCCAAGUCCUGUCCACUGCCGUCGUCCUGGCUUCUACCCCCGUCCAGUCCACGGCCCCCGGCAAGUCCACAGCCCCCGACCAGUCUACAGUCCCUGUCCAGUCCACAGCCUGUCCCGUCGGCGACUCCGUCAGGAGUAACCAAGUCAGCUGCUGUGACCCGGGACCGUUCUUGCAAAGAAGACGAAAAUGAUGAAUCAAACAUUCAGGAAGACAAGCCGAAAGGAAAUCGUUUUAAAAGAGUGGUUAGAGGAACGUCAGUCGCUCAGCGAGUGGUUGACUCGCUUCUUCACGGCAGUUCCUGGUCGAGCGGGGACUUCGAGGCGGAGGAAACGUCGGGCGCGGAGCGAGUACUGAAGAAACUUCGCGCAGAGAGAUUCGAGGUGCUGAAGGUGCUGGGUCGCGGCGCCUUCAGCACGGUGCACCUGGUGCGCAAGGUCGGCGGGGAAGACGACGGGCGCAGCUACGCCCUGAAGGAGCUGCCGAAGGGGCAGUACAGGACCCAAGAGGCGCUGUCCAGGUUCCUCCUGAAGGAGCGGCGAGUGCUGGAGGCUGUCGGCGAGGCGCCCUUCCUCCUGCACCUGCACUACGCCUUCCAGACGGAGGAGGCGGCCUUCUUCGUGGUCGACCACGCGGCGGGAGGCGACCUCACCGCCGUGCUGGAGGACCUGGGGUUCCUGGCGGAGGACCAGGCCCGCCUGGUGCUGGCCCAGAUCUUCACGGCCCUGGACACCCUCCACUCGCUCGGCGUGAUCCACCGCGACGUGAAGGCCGACAACGUGCUGGUGGACGGCGAGGGCAACGUGGUGCUGGCCGACUACGGGCUGUGCUCGGAGCCGGCGGAGGAAGGCUGCCUCGUCGGCCGCACCAUAUGCGGGACGGUGGAGUAUAUGGCUCCCGAGGUGUUCCUCAGGCGUCCGCCCGGGUACACCGCGGCCGUGGACUUCUGGGGCGCGGGCGUGCUGGGCUUCGAGCUGCUGACGGGGAUCCUGCCCUUCGACCCCAAGUUCAAGGGCGACAGGAAGAAGACAAUUCACAAGAUCAUAAAAAAGGAGCCGAAGUACCCGCCGCGCCUGUCGCCCGAGGCGGCGGACUUGCUCAGGAGGCUCCUGAGCAAGAAGCCCCACAAGCGCCUCGGAGGGCCGGCGGCUGACCUGGCGGAGGUGAAGCUGCACCCAUUCUUCCAGGACCUGGACUGGGAGGAUCUGCCACCCCCCUUCAUGAGGAGAGAGGUGCCGGAGUGGGCUGCAGAGAGCUCUGUGGACGAGGGUGCCUCAGAGGUCGGAGAGGUGCCAGUACUCAUGCGAGGACACCUGUCGGGCUUCGACUACACGUCGCCAGUCCACCAGCAGCCCUCGUCCAGACCUCAGCCCCCGUCCAGCCCCCAGCCCCCGUCUAGUCCUCGGACCCCGGCACGUCGUCCACAGCUCACGUCCAGUCCACUGCCCACGUCCAGUCCACGGCCCCCGGCAAGUCCACAGCCCACGCUCAGUCUACGGCCCAAGUCCUGUCCACUGCCGUCGUCCUGGCUUCUACCCCCGUCCAGUCCACGGCCCCCGGCAAGUCCACAGCCCCCGACCAGUCUACAGUCCCUGUCCAGUCCACAGCCUGUCCCGUCGGCGACUCCGUCAGGAGUAACCAAUUCCUGGUCGAGCGGGGACUUCGAGGCGGAGGAAACGUCGGGCGCGGAGCGAGUACUGAAGAAACUUCGGUGGCUGAGCGAGCUGGAGACUCGCUGCUAA